AUGACUAUCAUUCCAGAUGUUUCUCGCCUGGCCUUGAAUGAUCCAGGUCCUGAGAUACAUCAGACAGAAAUUCCAGACGACAUCAACCACGCGCCUGACCGCUACAUGCAGAAACUCAAGCUUUAUGCGACUUCUCUCCCAUAUGCAAUUGAAUCAAAUGCACGGAUGCAAGACAUGUUGGAUUUUAUCCUAAGGCGUAUAGCCCAAUGCGUAGAGGCAAAGGACUUCGAACCGGGUCUUGUUCAGUGGGACAGCAUGAUCACUUACUGGAACAUGCUCAAAUACCCAUUUCCAAAGGAGAAGCGCAUUCGCCUUGCGAAGCUGUAUUUUCAUAUCGCAACGACCCCUGGUAUGCCCACGCAAGUCAUGGCCGUCUGCGCGGAUGGGUUGUCAAAUUUGACUCGUUCGAAAAAGAAAUUGAGCAUUGACGAUAUGAGACUUCCGUGGAAGCCUAUCUAUAAUAUCCUUCGGGAAGACUUGUUUUUAACUCGACGUCAGUUCGAUCGACGUAGCCAACUUUCGUGGUGUAUGGGCUACGUUGCUGAUCUAUCGAGGAGGUUCUUCCACCCCGCGGCCAUUGAAGAGAUGCUGAGCACUUUCUUGCCAGGCUUUAAUGGGAUCAACCUAGACAGCGUUCUUUCGUCACAGUACUAUCUUCUGACCUUCUUACCAUUGACACAUCCUCAAUCGUAUCUCCCUAUGUUAUGUCGUUUGUGGGAGUCUAUCAACUCCUACAUGUACGAUGAAAGGAUGUUGCAAUUCCUGUCACGCCUCGCAGAGAUGCAUGUGGACCCAACUAUCAGUGAUCCUGCUCGCAUUUAUGAUAUUCUCGAUGAUGAAAAGUCUGAAGAUGAGGGCAGACCGAAGUGGAAACAAGAUGAUUACCAUGCAGGACAGACGUGGUCUGGCCUUUAUAAGGAAGUUGGAAUAUUCACUGAGCACGAAUGGCAUCUUAUUAUGUGUAAAUGCCUUGCCUCGAUGGCAAUUCCACUGAAGGAUGCUGGGUCGCUCACCACGGGACCUACGGCCGACUCUUCUUCAAGUUUUGAAAUUGGAAGGCUGCCCAAAGCAAACUGGCGUAUCCCAUCUCUCGCCAAGCUUAUCGUGUACUCUAUGACCCCUGAUGGUGCUUCUGCACCUCCUUCUACUGAGUCUACGCCGUGGUGUACACCAAUGACUUCAGGCGUUAGCACGCCCCAAGUUAGUGGUUCCGUAGGCGAUUAUCUUACAGUGCCACUCCAUAAGUGGGGGCCAUCGAAGCUAUAUCUAGGUGGUUCUAAAGCUCUGGAUUCGCUCGCACGUCUCAUUGCCUCUACGGAACAUUUCUUCCACCCCACCAACUCUGGAAGUUGGACAUCCGAUCUCACUGCCUUCGUCAAGUACAUCGUGUACGAGUUCAACAAACGCUGGCACGAAGAACAACUAUCCGACUGCAAAGUACCUUUGACUCGCCGGCUCACACGAGAGAUGAGAAAAGAACUGGUCAAGUGCCUCCGGACAGUUGUGUUACUUGCCGUUUUCUCCCAGGAUAGUUCCACUGUUUCAAAUGUCCAGAGCGCUCUGAAGUCCAUGUCGUGCAUGGAGCCUGACCUGGUAUUCCAGCCAAUUCUGGAACGAGCUAUUCCUUCGCUAGAGGCUCUCGUUGAGACCCAGCGCACAUUGUCCGUGAUCAAGGCACUGAGCUCUAUUGUUCCUGCAAUCGUUUCCCGAGAUAUUUAUUAUCCAGGCGCUAAGCAUUUGAUCACCAUUCUGCAUCUGCUUGUACCUGGCAUCGAUCUCAAUGACCCAACUAAAACGCUUUGCACGACGACAUUUUUAUCGGAAGUGUCACAGUACAUUAUGUUCGGGGACGUAACAUCCUCCGAGGGUCCAGAGGCUUCUGACGUGGACAUUUCUUCUGGUCAAAUUACUCUAGAUGAUGACCCGGGGGACACCAUUCAAUUGAAGUUGUCUAACGAAGCUGAGGAUGCGCUUCUCAGAGACAGCACUGGCAGUUUUGCGAGUUGGGUAGCCAGCUUCAUACGUCGCGUUAUCCAGCUACUUGAGAAUCUCCCGGAAGAAGGACCGAAUGGGUCAGCCGGAGGGACUACAGAAGUACAAGUGGUGGAUGCUGUGACUGGUGCAUGCAGUCAAAUCUGUGUCCAUUUAUCCGAUCCACUUUUCGACCUCGUGCUCAACAUGAUUUUCGAUUACGCAAGCACAAAUGUUCGUUCUAAUGCUGUCCGUGCGAUACAUCAGUUAGUCGAAUGCAUUGCGAAUGCCCACCCCGAAAAAACUCUGUUUAAGUUCUUGCCCUUCUGUGUGGCAAAUAUCCGCACGGAAAUAGAACAUGGUGCAAGCUCAGUGAGGACGACAUCUCCGUCAUUGCCGCUUCCGUCGGAUGCGACUCUACACUGGAAUCUCGCUAUUCUCCGCGGUUGUGUUUAUAAGUGUCUUCUCGUGUACAAGGGCGAACUCUUGUCAUUAUUAACUCUGCUACGCGACAAAACUUUCUCGAAACGGGGGUACACUUGGAGCGGAAAGUUACUCUCCAGCGCAUUAAUCACACUCACUCAUACUUACCCGAUCGAAAACAAGUUCGUCAACCCCGAACAGUGGAACGAUAAAGAAUUUCAGAGAAACCAUCACUUAUACUGGGGGAAGUUAUUUGAGCCCGGUGAAGUCAAGAUUUCAUGGCAUGUCCCAAGUACCGAAGAGAUUGACUUUUCGCUUCAACUAUUCCGCGAGUUGGUCGAACCUGCGAUGACUCGCCUUGACUUAUUGCUUGAAACAUGUAGUUAUCUCAGUUUUGUCCGAGAAGCGUUCUCCGGAAUUCCAACGCUCUUCAAGGAGUUCAUAUCACCGGACGUGUUGCAAUCCAUGCUCGCCUCAAGUGAUAUUAUUAAUGAAAUUCCUGAAAUGAUUGCAUCAAUUGAGCCUCUGGCCUCCGGGUUUUGCCUCACAGACCCGCAAGAUACCCGAUAUAAGUAUAUUACUAAACUCCGGCGUCGAUUCGGGGAGUUUUUGCACGCAGCAUCCCUGUCUCUGCAAAGACAAGGCGAGGAGAACACAGUUGAUGCUGUACAGAUGCUUAUCAGUUCAAUCCGCACUUAUUUACUCGAGUACGGCGACAGCAAGGAUAGCUACUAUGUAAACACCGACCAAUACAACUCAGAGAUCGACGUGACUCGUCAAUAUUCAGGACAGAAAGUUUGGCCGCGCGCAGUGUUUGUGCGAAGAGCCCGAUUUUAUCAUUCCUCUCGACUAUUUUGGAACUCCAUCGAGCGAGCUAGAGGUCCACUUGAGAACUCCUUGCUGGACGAUGUCGUUGAAUGGUCAAUGUGGCAUUAUCCCUUAUGGUCAUCACAUUUGCAGGUGUACGAUGGUCUUCGUCUUCGAGCUCUUCCAGCACUGUACAAAGCCCUACAACCUGGUACUGAUGAUGAUCGCAUGAAAGGAGCGUUGUGGACGUUGAACAUAUCAUCGUUUGAACCGACGUUAGUGCCAGAGAUCAUCAAGCAACUCCUUGGGUGCCAUCAUAAUGAGAAGCCUUCUAUCCAAAAUUGCGUGUCUACGGUAACAGAUACAUGUCUGGCCAACUUCUCGGAGCCUUGCUAUCUCAUCUAUGACGUUAAGAAUGCCGCUCUGGAUGAAUCCUUACUUGCUCUGAAGAGCUGCUUGUCAUUUAACAAGUCAGAGGAUUCCAUUACUAUCCGGGCCCGUGAGAAGCGCAUUGAGCGUGUAUGUUUGAUGAAUGAAGAAUAUAAUCGAACAACUCGAGCGGUUCUCGAGAUUGCCAAUGACACUGCAACACAUUGGCGCUACGCGAUAGUGGCAGUGAGGGUUCUCCGCACUCUGCUGCGCCGCGAUACUCCAACUUCGCCUAGUCACCUUAAUCUUUUCCUGGAGAAAGUAUGUGACAGCGAUCCUACUAUGUAUGCGCAAAGAGGUAUCAUGAAAGCACUGAGAUACAUCAAGCUUCGAUCGUACUGUCAAAAUCCAGCGGCUUUGGCUCUGUUCUCCCAAAUCAACCCACUACAAUGCAACAUUCCCAUUGAGGGUUCAUAUUCGGCGACCGCUGAGAUACUCACCAAUUUCAAGUUACGGGUUCCUAUUAGAUCUUCGGAGACUCUCGAUCUCAGCAGUAUAUAUUGCGAUACAUUACAUCAAGGCUGGCUCGCCUGGAGUGGUACACUGGCAGCAUACAAACCACCUCAUAGGUCGGAGAGCACCUUCGAAUGGGAACCAUCAAGCGCAGAGGCUUUGUCUUGCCUACGUGAAAUAACAAUGGAUGCAGACUUCUGGAAGAAACUUUCCGGACACUUCGCUGAAGAGAACCACGAGAGUACUGUAGUACAAGACCAUAUAUCAUGCGUCAAAUCGAUAUUCCAAGUAUUGGGUGAUGAACCCUGGGACUUGUUGAAGCCCAAACUGGAGAUAUUACUAGCCGACCAAGAUAAGAACAAGCAAAGGGCUGCGGCAGAACUUUUGGCUGGUGUUUUAAACGGUUCUAAACAUUGGCCACAAGAGGCCCAAGAUCAAAUCUGGCAAUGGUUCACUCCCUACAUUAAGAAGACGCUAGAUCAGAGCAUGAAGACAGAGACUGUACCCAUCUGGACUUCAUUUGUCGGGUACAUGUUCCAUCACAAAGAUCCGCGGCGACUCCAACCACUCGUUGAGCAUCUCGUUGAACAAUUUAACAGCAUGGACUACAAUGGACCAUCAUCCCUGGAAUCUGUCAAAGUUCUGGCAUUAUUUCGGGCAUUCUACACUGAAUUAGAGUGGAAAUUCAUAUCUUGGUCGGACAGCACCAUGGAUCGAUUUUGGCGCGAGGUGCACAGUGAACACGAUGAUGUAAGAUCACAUGUUGCUGAGAUAAUGGCAUUCUGCAACGGUAUCAAGUGGCAACCCAAGCCUGCGUCUCUCGAUGUCGAAGCUUUCGUACGGGAGUGUCGAGAAAUGACUGAUGACGCAGAUAUCAUGGGCAUACGUGGUACCUAUCACACAAACAGAGUUCUCGAACUCGUGGACAACUUCAAAGUGUGGAGAGAGCAGCGGCUACCAGGUGUGAGAGCCUAUCAGUCAACCUAUGACAGAGUUGGGAUCGUUGUUUGCCGAUGGUUGUUCCUGUCAGUCCACAGUACUGAUGCCAUAUCUGCAUUCGACUAUAUUUUGCCUCUUAUGCCUGAACUUUUCCGUUUCACUGAAGUGAAUGAUAACGAGGAGCUAGUAAGGCAUGCUAAUGUACUUCUUUUUCGCAUGUGCGGAGUCGCUCCUCCACGAUCAAUGAUCGGCCCCUUAUUGAGUGCUAUAUUCUCCGCCAUCCAGACGUCACCAUCAUGGAAGGUUCGCUUGAAGGCCCUACCAAUUCUACAGGUUCUGUACUUCCGACAACUUCCUCUGAUUAGCGAAAGCGAAGUCAAUGACAUUCUAGACGUAUUGUGUCAAUGCUUGGACGACGAAGUCGUGGAGGUGCGAGAGAUGGUUGGGACCACCUUGUCGGGAAUACUUCGACUGUCUCCGAGGCGCAGCGUUGUGACUUUGAAGGACCGAUUUGUCAAACUGGCGGGAAAGAUUCAGCUCCCUGAUCGCGUGUCGCCAGUUUACAAUGCUGCUGUUCGUCAGCGGCACGCCGCUAUCAUUGGCAUAUGCGCCCUCAUUGACAGUUUCCCGUACACCAUUGAGAAAUGGAUGCCAGGGCUCUUGACGACAGUGAUGCUGGAACACACACAUGAUCCUAUUCCAAUUUCGACAACUAUCCACAGGUGCGCGAGCAAUUUUAGGAAAACACAUCAAGACACUUGGCAUGAAGACUCCCGGCGCUUUACGGAUGAUCAGCUGGCAGCUCUGUCGACGUUACUGACCGGAUCAUCGUAUUGUAAGUGUAAAUUAUAG
Suillus plorans is the source of this 5874-nucleotide messenger RNA. RefSeq lists its product as uncharacterized. The record is from RefSeq and is a predicted model, not a curated record. Gene Ontology annotation, cellular component: nucleus; cytosol. Gene Ontology annotation, molecular function: peptidase activator activity; proteasome binding. The transcript has 43 exons. Bases 1 to 5874 code for a protein of 1957 amino acids. Lineage: Eukaryota; Fungi; Basidiomycota; Agaricomycetes; Boletales; Suillaceae. Gene Ontology annotation, biological process: proteasomal ubiquitin-independent protein catabolic process.